UCCCGGUACAGGCUGCGCGGGUGUCGCGGCGGGUUGUCCUCGCUCCCCUCACUCCCUCCCCGCGGAGAGGCGGAGUCGCCGGUUCCCCGCCCGCCCGCCCGCGACCGGCGGGCCUGUGGCCAUGCUGCGCGGAGCGGCAGCGGCGGCGGCCCGGCGGUGCGGCCCCAGCUCCAGUGCCGUCCCCGGCGGGGGGAAGGCGGCGGCUCGGGGGUGUUGCAGCGGCGCGGCGCGGCGGCGGGAAUGGGUGCCGCCGGCGGGGUGGCACAGCGGGAUCGUGGCUUACAACAGCCGGAGCCGGAGCAAGGAGCCGCUCGUACUGGCCGCGGAAGGAGUGGCGACCUGGUACAGCUGCGGGCCGACGGUGUACGACCAGGCACACCUCGGGCACGCCUGCUCCUAUGUUAAGUUUGAUAUAAUUCGAAGGAUAAUGACUAGGUUUUUUGGAAUUGAAGUUAUCAUGGUGAUGGGGAUCACGGACGUAGAUGACAAGAUAAUAAGAAGAGCCAACGAGAUGAAUAUAUCGCCAGUAGCUCUUGCUCGUAUUUAUGAAGAAGACUUUAAACAAGAUAUGGCUGCCUUAAAGGUCCUUCCUCCAACAGCAUAUAUGAGAGUGACUGACAAUAUUCCUCAGAUAAUUUCCUUUAUAAAAACAAUAAUUGCUAGUGGACAAGCCUACACAACCUCCCAAGGCAAUGUUUAUUUUGAUGUUAAGUCUUGGGGAAAAAGGUAUGGAGUAUUAACUGCUAUUUAUCCAGAUACCCAAGCUGAAGCAGCUGAUACUGAUAAACGACACAGUAAAGAUUUUGCCUUGUGGAAGGCUGCCAAACCUCAAGAGAUAUUUUGGACUUCUCCCUGGGGAAAAGGAAGACCUGGAUGGCACAUUGAGUGUUCCACAAUAUCAAGUGCAGUGUUUGGAAAGCAGCUGGACAUCCAUACUGGUGGAAUAGAUCUUGCAUUUCCUCAUCAUGAAAAUGAAAUUGCACAGUGUGAAGUGUAUCAUCAGUGUGAGCAAUGGGGGAAUUACUUUUUGCAUUCUGGGCAUUUGCAUGUUAAAGGAAGUCAAGAAAAAAUGUCCAAGUCAUUAAAAAACUACGUAACAAUUAAGGAUUUCUUGAAGAAAUUUUCGUCGGAUCAAUUCAGGAUGUUUUGUUUGCGCAGCAGAUACAGCUCAGCAGUAGAAUUUAGUGACGAGAGCAUGGAUGAUGCAAAGCACAUUCUCCAGGCAAUCUCCUCAUUUUUUAGAGAUGCAAAUGCUUAUAUAAAAGGACAGCUAGUAUGUGACCCUGUCAGAGAAGACAUACUGUGGGAAAGGCUAGCCAACACAAAAGUAACCGUGAAGGCUGCGUUUGCAGAUGACUUUGACACCUCCAGGGCUGUUGCAGCAAUUAUGGACCUCAUUCACCAUGGCAACAGACAGCUUAAGGCUGUUACUAAGGAUGCUGGAUCUCCUAGAAGCUCUGUUGUGUAUGGAAGCAUUAUUUCCUAUAUAGAAGGCUUUUUUAAUGCCCUUGGGAUGUCCUUUGGAGAAAGACAGGUGGCUCUGGGAGGAGGCAACUCAGCUGUGCUCUCUAAUGUCAUUGAUGAGCUUGUAAGGUUCCGCACGAAGGUUCGUCAUUAUGCGCUUGCUCUGCCAGAAGAAGGAGCAGAAGCUGUGCCAACGGAGGGUGCUGCGGGAACCAAAGCAAUGAAACAAGAACAGAAGCAAAAGAGGCAGCAAUUAAUGCAGGAGAGAAAACCUCUCCUGGAGGCUUGUGACAGUCUGCGUGGAGAGCUUGCUGCCUUUGGAAUCCACAUAAAGUGGAGGUAUCUGAAGGUGUGCUGUGAAGGUUGCCCAGCUCUUGCCUUUGCAAGAAGUCCCGCAAACCAAGCGCUGCAGCUCUGUGGUUCCUCGUGCACGUUCCCGGAGCCAACGUGUGACAAGACCCAGCCCUGCCCAAAGCGGAGCUCUCACCACCCUCGUGCUCAGCACGAGUCUUCUUGGCUGGGUUGGCUGUUGCCAAAAAUGCCAUGGUAAUGCAAUGCCUAGCAGCUGGGUCCUGCGUGCCUAAUAAGCACUUGAGAAAGUAAUUUGAAUUUCUUUUUUCUACCCAGCCUCUGAUUUCCAUGAAACUUUAAUGUGCCCCACGAUACGUGCAUGGUAAUGCAUCUGCUCAAGCACUCUUCCCUCUGUCAAGCGUGGCAGAAGUCAGCCAGCAACUUCUCAAGGCUGUGUGCGGGAGGAAAAGCAGCAGAACAGAUGAGGUGGACGAGCCUCAUCUCCACCUGGUGCAGACUAGGAACCCCUGGUGUGGGCCUGGGCAGGGAGGGGUUCUGAGUAGUAACAAUUCCCUUAAAAAUCAGCUUUGUAGAAAGGAUAACUUCUCCUUUAGCUGUAAGUUUCUGAUUUCUGUACAUUGCUUUCUUCUCUCGGGCUGCUCAGUGCAGAUGAUGUUGUUAGUCUGAAGUUACAGAACUUGCAACAAACUGAUUAAAAUAUCUACUGGUCUUUUCAUGGCAUUAGAGGGUGCUUGAAAUGGAAGCUCAUCUGUGCUACUAAGUGAAAUGUAGUAAUCAGGUAUUUAUGUAUCAAGAAAAGCUUUCACUUUAAUGUAAAGAAAAUUCUACAUUGUAUUCCAGCCUUUCUUGGUAGUCAGAACUCAUUUAACAUUGUCCUGUUUCAAUAUUCAGAUUAACUUACUUUCAACAACUGCAGCCGAACAGCUAGAUCUUAACAGUCAGAAGGGCUCAGUUUGACUGUCAUAUGUGACAGUAUUACAUUACAGGUGUUUACAGGGGCAGGCUACUAUCCUAAAAUUCAGGAGAUCAAAUAUGUUAGGCAGAAUAUUCUCAUGUGUUGGCCGUUCUCCAUUUACAUGAGCCAUUUAAAGAUGAAAAUUGGAUUCCUCAACUUUAACAGCAGUUACUUGCAUGAGAGAGGCCACAUGCUGCUGCAGCAGCCCACGCUACGGAGGGGACAUUUCUAUUACAGUGGGUUGUUUUUCCUUAACUGGGAAGAAUUGUCUGGGUUUGUUUUACAACUUCUGAGUAACAGUAACGGCGACGUUAAUGUGAGGUGGCAUCACCACCUCUCUUACCUACUGCCAAUUAAGGGCUUUGCUGUAUGAAGCUUGGUUAAGAACGUGUGCCUCCAAGUACGUACAGAUGUGUGGUACCUGUGUGAGCUGGAGUGCUGGGACUGACCCACUUAC
This is a messenger RNA of Grus americana (Whooping crane), 3188 nucleotides long. RefSeq names its product cysteinyl-tRNA synthetase 2, mitochondrial (gene CARS2). NCBI's taxonomy places the organism in Eukaryota, Metazoa, Chordata, Aves, Gruiformes, Gruidae. The transcript is spliced from 15 exons. Gene Ontology annotation, molecular function: ATP binding; cysteine-tRNA ligase activity. The record is from RefSeq and is a predicted model, not a curated record. Gene Ontology annotation, biological process: cysteinyl-tRNA aminoacylation. The coding region runs from base 122 to 2014 and encodes 630 amino acids. Gene Ontology annotation, cellular component: cytoplasm.